This is a messenger RNA of Adineta ricciae, 294 nucleotides long. The record is from the annotation of a GenBank genome assembly. NCBI's taxonomy places the organism in Eukaryota, Metazoa, Rotifera, Eurotatoria, Adinetida, Adinetidae.
AUGACAUCCACUCACAAGCACAGAAUUCUACGUGCUAUGCUCGAACGGUAUAUUCGAUUAAUUACUGAUGCAAACGAUGAAAUAAGUUUCUCUGUCGCGUCAACAAUCGCUAUGAGAAUCAUCGAUUUUGUGAAUCUUCUUAACAACGGAGUUUUUAUCGCUCAUAAUCUUGCUGAUGGUUUGGUACACAAAUGGUUCAAAACCGAAACAGACGUAGUGGUGACGACACCUUUCAACGGUACAACGAGGACUGUUGACGAGAUCAGCAAAUUAUUAUAUAACAUCGGAUUGUAA